GAAUGUCACAGACCUUCUAAACAGUUCAUUGGAAGAUAGUUUUGCGCGCACGUCGGUGCGUGUUCAUCCGGGCAUUCUGUCAUAGCGCAACCAGAGUUCGAGAAAUUCUGGUGUAUGAGAAAUACUCGCAGAAGGAAGAUUUCAUCUAACAUAUUGGGACCAAGUUCCCCAGGGCGAUUGCCAAAUACAGUUUGCUUACAAAUUUCUUCGCUCAUUUUUAGCGUUUUUAUGACGUUUGUGCGACCAGACGGGCCCUUGUGGUGGCAUACAAGAAUAAUAGAACCAGAGCUAAGUGGUUUGGGGAAAGAUUCGUCAGAAAGGUUUAUGAAGUUCCUCAAGCAAGCUGCUCAUUUAAAUCAAGCAGAUAGAAGUAUUCAUAGGAAGAGGAAACCUUAUCAGAAAAAUCUAUCAAGAUGUCGUUCAACAUUGAUAGAAGCAAUACCGACCCCUUCUACCGGUACAAGAUGCCUCGUCUCUUAGCCAAGGUGGAGGGGAAGGGAAAUGGAAUCAAAACAGUUAUUGUGAAUAUGCCGGAGAUCGCCAAGGCCCUAGCACGGCCUCCGACUUAUCCCACCAAGUAUUUUGGCUGUGAACUUGGCGCACAAACCCAGUUCGAUUUAAAAAAUGAUCGCUUCAUUGUCAAUGGCUCUCACGAAUCCAACAAGCUUCAGGAUCUGCUUGACGGCUUUAUCAAGAAAUUUGUCCUGUGUCCGGAGUGCUCCAAUCCGGAGACAAAUCUUACUGUUCAUGCCAAGAAACAAACCAUAUCCCAGCGCUGCAUUGCUUGCGGGUAUACUGGCAACAUCCCAUUGACUCAUAAAGUCACAACAUACAUUUUGAAAAAUCCACCAGACAUGGAAGUGUCGACAACACCCCAGAAAGGUGGCAAAAAAAAGGAAAAAAGAAGCAAGAAAGGAGCAGUGAAUGGGGACAAGGAGGAUGAUCGUGCCAGCCCAGAAGCCAAUGCACAGGAACAGAUGGCUGCGCAGCGAGCUUCUGGAGGCGUGAUUGAUGCUCCACCGGAAGAGACUCGCGAGAUAGACGAUGAUGACUGGGGUGAGGAGACAAGUGCUGAAGCCAUCAAACAGCGGAUGCAAGAACUGACAGAUGCAGCUAAAGGACUUGCUUUCACAGAAGAUCUUGAAAAAACAUCGGAGGAAAGAGUGGACAUUCUCUACAAGUACAUUGAGACUCGUCGUGACAAUGGAACUUUGAAGAGUACAUUGAAGGAGGUGGUUUCUGAGGCGGAGCGGCUGGAGGUGAAGGACAAAGCUACUCUAAUUCUGGUUGAGUUGCUGCUUGGUGCCAAGAUCAUGACACAACUCAAAGAGCAUGAGAAACUCUUCCUUGUGUUCUGCCAUGGCAACCAAAAAGCCCAAAAGUACCUGUUGGGUGGACUGGAGCAGCUGGUGGGGAAUGUUCACAAGGAGACUCUGCUGCCUAAGAUGCCUCACAUCCUCAAAGCAUUGUACGAUUCUGACAUCCUGGAAGAGGAAGUGCUACUUGACUGGGCAAAGAAGGUUUCCAAGAAAUAUGUGUCGAAGCAAGUUGCUGCGGAGAUCCAUGAGAAGGCUGCACCAUUCAUAACAUGGCUGCAAGAGGCUGAAGAGGAAACAGAAGAUGACGAUGAUGAUGAAAACCUGGAGGUUGUGUACUCAACAACUGAGAGGGUUGGCCAGCAGGAGAAGCCGAAACCUGAAACUGCUGAGGUAGAUGACUUCAACAUAGAUGACAUCUAGAUGAUGCCCAACACAGACAGAUCAAACUAGCACUCCCCGCCGAACUGCAAGCUUCAUAGCUUAUCUAUCUAGGACAGAUGAACUAUCACAGGGGAGAAGACUAGGCUGUUCUGUUGACUUUCUUGUGAACAUUCUUGUAGGUUAGGAUGGGCCUCCAGUUAUAGUGAUAUCAGUAAUCGGAAACUAUCUGCCGAUACAGAACUUUUGACUCGCAAGUGUCUGAUAUGUUAUACAGACGUUGAUCAAUUUGACCACUAUCUGAUCACCAAGAGCAUAAUUUAUUAAUAUAUCAUUGUUUAGAGGGCUGAUCAGAACAGAUUUUCAAUGUAAUUGUAGAUAAUGUCGGCUUGUCAUCAUUUUGUUUGUAAUCAGCCUUAUUUGUAUAUUGGGAAUUUGUUGAAGUUUACCACUUUUGUUGUAAACAUACAUUUGAUAUUCUUUGGAGGUCUGUGGUUCUUAAAUUCUUAUUUUCUUCCCUGAGUUGGUUCCUUGCAGCUGCAAGGACUCUUGAAAUGAACCCAUUGAGUUUUGCAUGGAUUUGACUUGUCAGGAUUGACUUGAUGAAAUGGUGCAACUUGUUUUAGUGAUUUGGUUUAUGGUAUGUUCUGUGAAGCUCUGUAUUGUAUCAGUUUGUUGUGGCUUUGUAUAUUUUUGUCAAGUUUAGUUUUUAAAGUUUUAUGACAUCUUUGCAAAAAUAUCUAUGCUUUGAUAUUUUAUAGUACAGCCUAUGCUAUCUUAUUUCUUCAUCUGUGAGACAACUGUGGCUUCAGUGCUGGGAUGUAUGUGCUAUUCAUGUGGGGUAUUGUUUGCUUACUCUUGAGGUACAACUAUAUAUUACUAAAUUAUGUAAUAAAUAAAAUGUUCCAAUGUU
This is a messenger RNA of Haliotis rubra (blacklip abalone), 2610 nucleotides long. RefSeq names its product eukaryotic translation initiation factor 5-like. The record is from RefSeq and is a predicted model, not a curated record. Gene Ontology annotation, cellular component: cytosol. The coding region runs from base 414 to 1739 and encodes 441 amino acids. The transcript is spliced from 12 exons. NCBI's taxonomy places the organism in Eukaryota, Metazoa, Mollusca, Gastropoda, Lepetellida, Haliotidae. Gene Ontology annotation, molecular function: GDP-dissociation inhibitor activity; translation initiation factor activity; eukaryotic initiation factor eIF2 binding. Gene Ontology annotation, biological process: formation of translation preinitiation complex; translational initiation; formation of cytoplasmic translation initiation complex.